Molecule: messenger RNA, 1860 nt
Organism: Coffea arabica (coffee)
Lineage: Eukaryota; Viridiplantae; Streptophyta; Magnoliopsida; Gentianales; Rubiaceae
Source: RefSeq, a predicted model, not a curated record
AUGGCAGCAAAAUGCAAUGUUACAAGUGAUCUCAGCCGUGCCGAUUUUGGAGGGGACUUCAUUUUUGGAAGUGCAUCGUCUGCUUACCAAUAUAUGGAAGGUGCUGCAGAAGAAGAUGGCUUAGACCCUAGUAUAUGGGAUAAAUUUACGGAACAAAGACCUGAUAAAGUGGUCGAUGGAAGUAAUGGAAAUGUGGCUAUUGAUCAAUAUCAUCGUUACAAGGAAGAUGUCCAAAUGAUGAAGAAAAUUGGCUUAGAUGCAUACCGAUUUUCAAUCUCCUGGCCCCGAGUACUGCCUGGUGGAAGACUAAGUGCUGGUGUGAACAAAGAAGGAAUCCAGUACUACAACAAUCUUAUCGAUGAGCUCUUGGCAAAUGGUAUCAAGUCUUUCGUAACUCUUUUCUAUUGGGAUGUACCACAAACUUUGGAAGAUGAAUAUGGCUGUUUCCUCUGUCGAAGGAUAGUGGAUGACUUUCGAGAAUUUGUUGAGUUAUGUUUUUGGGAAUUCAGUGAUCGUGUGAAACAUUGGAUCACAGUGAAUGAGCCAUGGACUUUUGCCUAUAAUGGCUACACCACUGGUGGCCAUGCACUCAGCAGGGGUGUAUCGAUAGCCGAACAUAUCAAAGAAGGCAAUACUGGAUGCAGAUGCAACUGUCUAUUUUCAGGAAUCCCUCUGGAUGGUAAUCCUGGCACAGAGCCAUACUUGGUAGCACACCAUUCGCUACUUGCUCAUGCUAAAGCUGUAAAAGUGUACCGCGAAUACUUUAAGGUAGGGUCAAGAAGGAAGAUAGGAAUAACCCUAGUGUCACAAUGGUGGGAGCCUCUUAAUGAUACUCCACCAGACAAGGAAGCGGUUGAGCGGGCGGCUGAUUUUAUGUUCGGAUGGUUUAUGUCACCAAUAACCUAUGGUGACUAUCCAAAAAGGAUGAGGGAUAUCGUGAAGUCACGUCUUCCAAAAUUUUCAAAAGAAGAGAGCCAAAAUCUGAAAGGGUCAUUUGAUUUUCUUGGAUUGAAUUAUUAUACUUCUAUAUAUGCUAGUGAUGCAUCCGGGACCAAAAGUGAACUUUUAAGCUAUGUCAAUGAUCAACAAGUCAAGACUCAAACCGUAGGUCUUGAUGGCAAAACAGACAUCGGCCCUAGGGCUGGUUCUACAUGGCUGUACAUUUAUCCUCUUGGGAUUUACAAGCUCUUGCAAUAUGUAAAAACACAUUACAAUAGUCCGCUCAUUUAUAUUACUGCAAAUGGUGUCGAUGAAAUAAAUGAUCCUGGGUUAGAGCUCACAGAAGGGGAUCUCGGAUUGCAAGUGAUGGUAAGAAGAAAUCCUGUAAAGGGAGAUGAUGAAUUGAGACACCUUCUUACGAGUCAACUGGAGGUUGGACUCGAGGUGGGUUGGCAUACUACACAAGAGACACACAAGGAGAACAAGGAGUAUCAUGUAGCCUUAUACAUGGGGUGUGAGAAAGGGUUCUUGAGAGAUGAGAGAUGGUAUACAAGGGUUGGGCUUGGGGUCAAAUUAGCUCGUAUUGAUAAGACAAAGAUCAAAUAUCAUCAAGGUCAUCUUGCAUGUGUGAAACAAGCUAUGGAUGUAGACAAAGUCGAUGUCAAGGGUUACUUGAUAUGGUCAUUACUUGACAACUUUGAAUGGUCCGAGGGUUCUACAGCUCGUUUUGGGAUUAUUCAUGUAAACUUCAAAGAUAGAAAUGCAAGAUAUCCAAAGGAAUCAGGUUUAUGGUUCAUGAACUUCCUUGCUAAGAGCAAUGCUGUCAACCAUCCAUCUCCGACAAAGACAAUUAAAAGAGCACUUGAAAAUGGAGGAUUAGUUGAUCAAGAAAAGCCUAGGAAGAAGAUCCUCAAAGCUUGA